Messenger RNA from Babjeviella inositovora NRRL Y-12698, 524 nucleotides. RefSeq lists its product as uncharacterized. The coding region runs from base 93 to 323 and encodes 76 amino acids. The record is from RefSeq and is a predicted model, not a curated record. Lineage: Eukaryota; Fungi; Ascomycota; Pichiomycetes; Serinales. The transcript has a single exon.
GUGAAUUCGUAGCAUAUUUAAUAUAGAGUUAUUUGAUCAGGUUCAACACCAAUCAAUAGAAACGGCCAGGAAACCGGCAUAGCCCUCCUAGAAUGGCCGAGGUUUAUCAGGCUUCAGAUCAAACUCCAUGCAAUCAACACUGUCUGGUAACCUCAAAAGACUUUGUCAAGCUUCAUUCCUCAUGGCCCAAUGGUCACGGCGUCUGGCUACGAUUUGUAACCACUUCUGGAACCAGAAGAUUCCAGGUUCGACUCCUGGUGGGGAAGCUUUCCUUUUUGUAUCCCGGAGAAAGGCCCACUCCUGACAAUACAGUAGCCACGUAGGACUGGAAUCAGUGAGCACGGAUUUGUGAAACCUCUGUGCAUCGCUCAACCACUAAUCAGGACCUAAAACCUGACUGAUGUGUCAUACUUCGAGUUUCCCAGGACUCCCCCUAAAUAGUUUUAUACCGGCGUAUGCGUAUGCGAUUAAGUGGCCUAAGGGUCUAGUCAAUCCCAUAAUAAGUAAUGCAUCGUGCAACGGCC